AUCAACAGAAGUUUCUCACCUACUCCAGCGAGGGACGCUCCGGCACCUCCUUCACACCUCCAGCUCGCCGCAGCAGGAGGGCCCCAGGCUACUUCCUCCACCUCCUCUCACGGCUCCCGCAAGCCAGGGGAAGGCUACUGAGAGCCCCUACCACCGCCGGCCGCCUUUUAUGUUGUGUGCAGGGAGAAAGAGGGCGAGGGACAACUUGGUGCCGGGAAACUGACCUCUGGCUUGGCGGGCCCCUGGGCAGGGAGGGCAGCAGAGGAGUGGCUGGGGCUGGGGGACUCCAUGCGGGGGCCAUGGACAGAGCGGCGCUCCUGGGACUGUCGCGCCUGUGCGCGCUGUGGGCAGCCCUGCUCGCGCUGUUCCCCUGCGGAGCCCAAGGAAAUUGGAUGUGGUUGGGCAUCGCCUCCUUUGGGGUUCCGGAGAAGCUGGGCUGCGCCAACUUGCCGCUGAACAGCCGCCAGAAGGAGCUGUGCAAGAGGAAACCGUACCUGCUGCCGAGCAUCGGAGAGGGCGCGCGGCUGGGCAUUCAGGAGUGCAGGAGCCAGUUCAGACACGAGAGAUGGAACUGCCUGGUCACCGCCGCCUCCCCGCCGGGCACCAGCCCCCUUUUUGGCUACGAGCUGAGCAGCGGCACCAAGGAAACAGCAUUUAUUUAUGCUGUGAUGGCUGCAGGCCUGGUGCAUUCUGUGACCAGGUCCUGCAGCGCAGGCAACAUGACUGAGUGUUCCUGCGACACCACCUUACAGAAUGGCGGCUCAGCCAGCGAAGGCUGGCACUGGGGGGGCUGCUCCGAUGACGUCCAGUAUGGCAUGUGGUUCAGCAGAAAGUUCCUAGAUUUCCCCAUCAGAAACACGACAGGAAAAGAAAGCCAAGUACUGUUAGCGAUGAACCUACACAACAACGAAGCUGGAAGGCAGGCCGUCGCCAAGCUGAUGUCGGUAGAUUGCCGCUGUCAUGGAGUUUCCGGCUCCUGCGCUGUGAAAACGUGCUGGAAAACCAUGUCCUCUUUCGAAAAGAUUGGCCAUUUGUUGAAGGAUAAAUAUGAAAACAGUGUCCAAAUCUCAGACAAAAUAAAGAGGAAAAUGCGCAGGAGAGACAAAGAUCAGAGGAAAAUACCGAUUCGCAAGGAGGACCUGCUCUACGUUAAUAAGUCUCCCAAUUACUGCGUAGAGGACAAGAAACUGGGGAUCCCGGGGACGCAAGGCAGAGAAUGCAACCGCACGUCAGAGGGCGCGGGUGGCUGCAACCUCCUUUGCUGUGGCCGAGGCUACAACACCCACGUGGUCAGGCACGUGGAGAGGUGCGAGUGCAAGUUUAUUUGGUGCUGCUACGUGCGCUGCAGGAGGUGCGAAAGCAUGACUGACGUCCACACUUGUAAGUAGCCCCUCCAUCCAGCCUUGUGCAGCACUCCGUAGCCCCAGAUGAGGGAGUGUCGCCCACAGGGGGGCCUCUCAGCGUGCAGGGCUGGCGAAGCUGACUCCUGCCUCAGAAGGCCCAGGCCCCUGCAACCCUCGCUGAGCUCCCUUUACCUGAUGGAUAUCCAGCCCCACACUGAGCAUGUGGAUUUUGGGGGGGAUGCCAGAGCUGACAAGGUUUGGGUUCAUCUUUUGCUGGUUUAGAAAUACAUAUUGACAUACCAGGAAGAUAAUCUGUCUCCUACAGAAGAAAGAACAGGAAGGAGCCUUCAUGCAGGGAGACCUGGUCCAUACUCAGGAUAAGAUCCUGGACUGUGGAACUCCGCCAUGGAACUCAAUAGUGGUGGGUGAAUAUUAGGCAUUUUACAAGACACGUCUUAACAGCAACAAGGAGCAGUAAACAUGAUCUCAUUUAUUCUCUCAGUAUUUUAGUUAGUGCAUAGAAACAGAUGCUGAAAAGUUAACAGAAGUGGUGGGUGCUUACUUACCCUUUCAUGCAGUUCAAAAGUAGGGCAAUUAAAAAUAAUUUUCAUAAGUGAUACUGUAUCCCUAAAAAGUGUUUGCUAGGGAUGUUUAGUGAUAAAAGGGAAGAAUCCAAACAUUUAAAAGUAAAAUGUGGGGUUUGGAUUUUAAGUGCCUUUUAACUAGAAGAAUUUAUCUAGAAAAAUCUCAGUCAGAUGUACAGCAGUCUUUUUAUCUUUGGCUUCAUUUUUUUUUUAAUUUAAAUUCAAGUUAGUUAACAUACAGUGUAGUUGGCUUCAUUGUCUAAUGGUAGACCAGUUUCUACUAUUAAAACCCCAGCUCGCAAAUAAUAGGGGAAGAGAGGGAUCUUAAAAGCAGGUGGGAAAAUUAAAGGUAAAAACAUAAAGGGCUCUCAUACAUUGUAAGGGAAAGCACCUUUUAAAUGUGUAAGACAGUAUUUUGUAUAGUAUUUUGCUAAAAAAAGUUAUAUAUUUUGUAAAUACAGUAUUUAAGUUAUAUGAUAUGUAUUAAAACUUAAGACAUUUAUUGCCGAAGCCCAAGAGCUAAGGCAAUAAAAUUAUCUCAGAAAUAAGAUUAGCUUCUGUUUCUUUUCAUACUAUUAACUCUUUGUUUAAACGUUGAAAAAGAAGUUAAUUGAGUAGUUAGUUAUAUGGAUGUGUUUUUCUUGUCAGAAUGACAGUUUUACAUGUUAUAGAUUAAAAUAUGCUGCAAAAUAUUGAGAAUUGUGUUAUUUCAGCAGAUUAGUUAAAUUCUGCUUUUAAUUAGUUAUGUUUAACUUGUAAGGUUAUUAUAAUAAAUUAUGCAGUAAAAGUGUUAACUGGGUAAAAGAAUCUAAAUCAAAACAAUGAUCAGUUUGUGGAUUUGAUGAUCCUGGAUAUUUAUUGUAUUGUAUGUAAUGCUGCAUUUCCAUGUGAAUGUGGAAUGGUCUUUCUAAGUUUAGUAUUCAUGCAUGUAUAUUCGUCAUAUUUUACAAGGUUCCUGGUAAAAAUUACAGGGCUAUAUUUAAGGUUGUGUUUAAAUGUAGACGCUUAUGUUUUUUAUGAAUAAACAUUUCAGUAUUAUAUAGGAAAAAAAUUCUAAAUUCAGAAAGGACAAAGAAAGAAUAUUCUUUUUCUUAUAAUAAGCUAAAGAAAUGUUUCCUUGCCCACAGGGCUCAUUCUAUUGCCUUUCCAUUUUAUUUACCAAGGCAGAGCAAUAAUUCGUGAAAAGGAGCAAACCCACGGAAAAUGUCUCAGGUCUGCCUAAUAUUAAAUUCAAGGCAAACAUUUAAUUGUGACCCUUGAAGUUUAGCAAAAAAUGUUAUUCUUUAUAAAUGAGAAACUCAGAAAUGACAAUUGAGUAAAUAUAGUACUUAUUUAAAAGAGUGGUUUAUCACUUUAGCACCCACUGAUUAGAAUAACCUGAGAGACACUUUCGUGUCUUUUUGUUUUGCACAGUAAAUCUUUGUCUGCAUUGAAAAUAAGCACUCUUUUUUUUUUUAAGAUAAAGAGUGGUUCCCAAUAACAACCAAUUUAUUCUAUUAACUAGAAAUCUUUUCGUAAUUACCUUACCAACCAAUUAGAAGAACCAGCCAGCCUCUAAUUGCCAGAUACCUGAUAACUCUUCAGCCACUGAAGACAGGGGUGCCGACUCAGACUCCUCUCUGGGCUGCCCGAGCAGGAACUCCUAAGACCCAAGCUGUGUCUCUGGCUGCUUCUUUUACUUCUCCUCCCUGGCAACACCACGGAAGCCAUCCUUGAAUUUCUCACCCGUGUUACUGAUGGACAGCCUGGCCUGGGCUCCUUUUCUUCCCACUCCCCAUCAGGGUUGAGGCAGCACCAUGGUGCUCUUGGGGAUACACGUUGUGGAGCCCAAAUGUUCCUAUCCAGUCUCGGCUAUUUUGCCUGCGUUAUUUAGGGCUCUUUAUGUUGCAAGUCACAGAAAACGCGACCCAGGAUGACAAACAUUAAAGGAAAUGUACUGACUCGGUAACUGAAAGUCCAGAGUUGUGACUGGUUCCGGGGAAGCUUGAUCAACAAGCUCCCAUGAUGCUCCCGUGGUUCAGGUCUUCCCAGCUCUAGCCGAAACAGGCUGGCUUCUGCAGUGUUCUCUACUUCAGGCCCCACACGGUGGGGUGACCCUCCCUGCCCCCCGCUCAGCCCCUAGUGGCUCCAGGCUCUCCUCUUUUCUUAGCAACAAGGCUGCCACCCUCCCCUCAGACCUUGCCCUCUCCUACCACUCAUUCUAAGGAAAGAGAGAGGUUCUUUUUUGGUUGCUCCCAUAGGAGAGAAGGAACACUUUGUUUUUUCCUUCUUCACAGAAUGCCCAGCAAAGGUCAUUCUGAGUCUCACUGGCUCCAGCUGGUUAAUGUGUCCAUCCCUGAACCAGUCAGAAUGGCCACUGGAAGUUGGGCUUAGGGGAUAAAUACACGGAUCAUCUUAAGGAAAUCAAGACCCACACUGGAACCUGGCGGUGGGGUCAAUUCUAACUAAACCCACAUAGCUUGAGAAUAGGGAAGGGGUGAAUCCAGAGGAAAACCAGGAUGUGAUGUUACCACCAAAGGGUACAUGGGUGCUGGACAGCACAGAUAUUCGAUGUCCUCAGCUCUAGAGAUGUGCUUGGAAACCAGCUUUCUGGCAGCACCUGGGUCAGGCCUACAGCUGUGCAAAGCGCUAUGGAUUGUGUACAGGAUACAAAGUGACUUCAUUUAUUUAAAUGCCCUUUAUGACCUUAAAAGCGUAGAAGGAGAAGGGAGGUGACCUGGUGUAUUAAUUUCACACUUAGGAGUUCGAUAUUUUGUAAAUUGGCAACUGCCUAAUAGAGACAGUGGUAAAAAGCAAUGAUGAUUGUCUGAAAAUGAUACCAAGAAAACAUAUCAAAUGGCAUUAUCUGUAACCACUGGAUAAAGAAGUUUGCUAAUUACAUUUCCGAGAAUAUUUUACAAAAAUUAAAAACACUUUAAUUUGACUAUAAACAACUGCAUUACUUCCUUAUUCACAAUCUGAAUGAUAGUUGUUUUUGUUUUUAAAGAAAUUAUGAUAGUUGUAUUUAGAAUAACGAUAGAAUUUAAUUAUAUAAGUUAGUGGCUAUGAGCCUGUUAGGUUUUUGCAGCUUUGUAAUCAUGUGACACCCACAGUAGGUAUUUUAGGGGCACACUUUAACUUUCUGAAGUACCGCCAGUACUGGUAGGUUAGGGUUUUUACUUAGUUUAAAAUGUGGAACCAGAAAAGCUUUCCAUCCAAAUAUUGAUUGAUAGGCAGCUGGAUGAGCUGAGGGUACUUGUCGCAUCACAUCCCAAAGGCCACCAAAGACUGCAGAGUCAAAUCAACCAUUUGGAGUCAGUUAGUGAUCCCCAGCACUGUAAUACACUAUAAUCCAGAAGAAAAAUUCGAAUCCUAUCUCCAGGAACCAUGAAUACUCCUCAGGACAAGUGCUUCUUAAGGAAAGUUGGCUGGGAAGCCUUGAAUUUUUUUUUUUUUUUAAUUUCAGCCUCACUAUAGACCAGAUGUGAUAAGUCAUAACAUUUCUUGGAGUAGGGUGAUGGGCUUAGCUGAGAAGGACAAACACAUGUAGCAUAGAGUGAAAGGGGGACACGGGGGGACACAAAGGACUCAUUUCCUUUGAAAUAGAAAAGAAUAGCAGACACUUAGAUGACGCUUACUCUAUACCAGGCGUUGUUUCCAGUAACUUCAUGUAUUCAUCAUCCGUGCCCUUUGCCACCAUGUAAUAUUGUGCUUCACGCAGCAUCAAAAUUGUCACACACUGAGUUUACAGUAUACCAUUUAAAGAGUUCUGGGCAUUUGUAAAUAUGGCGAAAAUUACAGGAUGUCCCUUCAGGGUUUGGCUGUAUAAACUUGGUUGGAGAACAGUAGUGAAGUGAUGCAAGAACUGAGAUCUUAGAAUUCACCAUGAAAUAGAAUUAAAGACACUGCCUCUUGAUUUCUAAGCUCGAAGUGAUUUAAACUGCCUGCUAUUUCAGAUCUCAGUGUGGUUAACAGUUGGAUUAUGCAGGAGCCUAACAAUCAUUCCAAAAGGAAAUGACUAGGGGUAAAGAUCAAACUAAUUUAGUGUGACAUUAAAUAAAUACUUACAUCCUUUUUAUUGUUGUGCUUACAGCCAAUUGUUACAUAAAGUGUCAUUUUUAAUAUAUGGAUGAAAUUUACUAUUAGUAAUGAUUUACAUUCAUAUCCAAAGCAAAACCACUAGAGGUGGUUUACAUGAUUAAAAAAAGUCUUGAAACAAAAUCAGGCUGGAAAAAGCAGCCUCUCCCACUUAUUGUAAAGGGAAAGUGAUAAUAAAUGUGGACCAAGUCAACACAAA
Molecule: messenger RNA, 6203 nt
Organism: Ailuropoda melanoleuca (giant panda)
Lineage: Eukaryota; Metazoa; Chordata; Mammalia; Carnivora; Ursidae
Gene: WNT16
Product: Wnt family member 16
Exons: 4
Coding region: 300-1388 (362 amino acids)
Biological process (GO): multicellular organism development; canonical Wnt signaling pathway; cell fate commitment
Cellular component (GO): extracellular region
Molecular function (GO): frizzled binding; cytokine activity
Source: RefSeq, a predicted model, not a curated record